CAAUCCUGUGCUGUUGGAAAUAAAAAGUUUUUAUUAUAAUAAAUAAUUUGUUUUUACAAGUUUCAUGUGGCAAGAAAAUGUUAACGUGCGUCUUUGAAAAAUUGUACCAGUAAAUAUUAAAAUGAAACUGGAAGAAACCUCUGGUCUCGGCGAAAGCGCAAUUACGGCGGAGGUGUUUAACGCUAGUGGACGGCAGCAGAGGCUGAGUGCGGAGGGCGGCUCGCUGACUCUGAGCGAAGGAAAUGCUCGUCUGCGUUCCUGGCCGCUACAUGUUGUGCGGGUUAAAACUGAUACCUCGGGUGGAGUGAGUAUUGAGGCUGGUGGGGAGACGCUAACAUGGAGUUGCACCGACGAGCGGUCGCGCAUCGCUCUGGCGCAGAUGUCACAAGCGGCACAUUCCGCGCCCGUGGGCCCGCCCUCCGACGCGGCGCUGGCGGCCUUGCUGGAAGACGCGGAGCCCGACGAUACGGACGCGGAGCGCCGCGUUAAGCGGCUAGGCGAGCGACUGGCGCGCCUCGACGCGCUCAACGUAGGUGGCAUGCUAGCCGCGGCCACCGAGGGCGGCGGAGCGCAACUCGCUACGAGACUAGAAGCCGGCAGUGCGGCGGGGGCGGCACUGUCGGCGCGCCUGUCACGGCUGGAGGCGCUGACUCGGGCUGCGCCGGCCGCUUUGCACGCACGCUCCGGUGCCGCGAGGGCCGACGCCGCCGCGAGAGCGCUCCUCGUCGAACUUCAUGAAAUAUACGAGUGGCUCGACGCUCCCGCGCUGAGGGAUCUCGAUUCUCUGUCAGAAAUAUCGUUGGCGAGCACCGAAGGACGCGCGCGGGCGCUGAGCGCAGCGGAGGCGCUACGGAACGCGCUGCGCGGCGAGCGCACGGCGACGCCGGCGCGGCUGCGGCUGGGCGCCGUGCGCGAGCGGCUGCGGCGCCUGGAGCGCGCACGCGACGCGCUGGCGGCGGCGCUGGCCAGGCACCUCAACAACGCGCUCAUCCACCUCGCCAACGAGGCGCACGCGCCCGCCGCGCCGCGCCGCCGCCAUCACGCCGACCUGCAGCCUUACGCGCCCUUCAUGCGCUGGCUCAAGGACAUGGACGAGAAGGCUCACGACGGCCUCGUCAAGGUGUACGUCGGGACGUGGUCGCGAGUGUACGAGCGCGAGGUGCACGCUGCGUGCGAGUCGGCCCGAGCGGCGCUCGCGCACGCGCCGGCGGAGCGCAUCGACGAUCUACUCGAUGAGGUGCUGACACUGGUCGAGACGGUCUGCAACGCCGAGCAAGACUUCUGCACUCAAUUCUUCCACUUGGACGUCGACGUGAAAGGCGAGGCCGGCGACGGCGAGCGCAGUGAGAAGAGCGACGGCGGCGAGCGCGCGGACGGGCGGCGCGCGGCGGGCGAGGCGCGGCGGCUGCGCGGCGACCUGUUCCCCGCGCUCGAGCAGGAGCUGGUCGCGCUCGUCGCGCACGUCGAGCGGCACGAGCCCUACGGUGCGAUGCGAGCGCUGGCGUGCGUGGGGCGGCGCGUGCUGGGCGAGGGCGGCGAGGGGGGCGCGGGCGGCGAGGGCGGCGAGGCGCGGUGGGCGCGCGCGGCGCUGGCGGCCGUGGCCGUGGCGGCCAAGCGCGGCGCCGACCGAGCCGUCGCCGACCGGCUCGCGGCGCUGCCCGACGCCGUCAAGCAGGCCGCGCGCAAGCCGAAGUGCGGUAUCCUGAGCUUCAUACCGGAGUUGGAGGAGAUGAGUGCGGUGUGCGAGGAGAUAUUCGCGCGGGGUCGUCGAGCCGAUCUCGAUCGCUGGUACCUGUCCUUGGCGACGGCCAUGUUGCGCGCGAUCCAGCAGGCGGAGCAUCCCCGCACCCCCCGCGCCGUCGUGCAGCUCGAGAACUACCACAGACUGCACGCGUGCGUGAGCGCGCUGCGCGUGCCCGCUUUGGAUGCGCUGCGACGGGACGCCAAGGCGCGCUACGCGGACGCGCUGCGCCACUACGUGACGCAGUACUUCGGGCGACCUCUGGAGAAGCUCGCGCAAUUCUUCGAGGGCGUGGGCGAGGCGGUGGCGGCCGGCGUGCGCGAGGACGAGGUGUGCUACCGCGCCGCCUUCAGCAAGCACGAGCUGCGCCGCCUGCUGGGGCUCUACCCCGCACACGAAGUGCGUAAAUCGUUGCAUCGUCUGUACCGAACUGUGGAGAAACACCUGAGCGAGGAGGGCGGCCUACUGCAGGUGGUGUGGCGCGCCAUGCAGGAGGAGUUCAUCGCGCAGCACGUCGCGCUACAGGCGCGCAUUGCGGCGUGCUACCCGGGUGCGGGGCUGACGCUGCCGCUGAGCACACAAGACAUCCUUGACGCCUUCUCCGACAUCGCGCGCGAGCACUGAACAUAUUAUUUCUAUGAGAGCACAUCACGCUUCAGCUAUACAUAGGGUGACUUAUGUUUAUAUUUAUUGAUUUGACAAGAGAUAUUUUUCACCAAAAUGAUGUAAGAACUGGUUUUUUAUAACUUGAUAAUUAAGUGC
Molecule: messenger RNA, 2503 nt
Organism: Vanessa tameamea
Lineage: Eukaryota; Metazoa; Arthropoda; Insecta; Lepidoptera; Nymphalidae
Gene: Sec3
Product: Secretory 3
Exons: 11
Coding region: 122-2365 (747 amino acids)
Biological process (GO): exocytosis; Golgi to plasma membrane transport
Cellular component (GO): exocyst; plasma membrane
Molecular function (GO): phosphatidylinositol-4,5-bisphosphate binding
Source: RefSeq, a predicted model, not a curated record